Molecule: messenger RNA, 1444 nt
Organism: Sipha flava (yellow sugarcane aphid)
Lineage: Eukaryota; Metazoa; Arthropoda; Insecta; Hemiptera; Aphididae
Product: putative elongation factor Tu-like protein
Exons: 5
Coding region: 179-1444 (421 amino acids)
Biological process (GO): mitochondrial translational elongation
Cellular component (GO): mitochondrion
Molecular function (GO): GTP binding; translation elongation factor activity; GTPase activity
Source: RefSeq, a predicted model, not a curated record
AAUGUACACUAUGCUUAUUUUAUAUAGUGCGGACGGAACUAUGUGCAGUGGAUGCCGUUAUCAUCAGUGCUAUCAUGAUUUCCACCUGAUAACGGUGCGGAUAUCAACAACGUUAUCGUAAGCGUUUCCCGGUGCGUCGAACGCCGGAAACGUUUUCCAUCGCGAGUUAGGCGUCAAGAUGAUUGUGAAAUCGUUGUGCUCGUUGAACACGACGUGGUGCAAGACGAUAUUCCUCUACGGCCGUUUCCUGAAGGUCAACCGGACCGCAACGUUACGACCGUACAGCGGUGCGGCCAAACCGGCGUGCAACAUCGGUACGAUCGGUCACGUGGACCAUGGCAAGACUACACUGACGGCGGCCAUCACCAAGGUGCUCGAGAAGGACGGCUUAUCACAGUUCGUUGCCUACGACCAGAUCGACAAGGCGCCCGAAGAAAAGGCUAGAGGUAUUACCAUUAACAUAGCACACGUUGGCUAUGAAACUGUCAAACGCAAGUAUGCCCACGUUGACUGUCCUGGCCAUGCGGACUUUGUCAAGAACAUGAUUGUUGGAGCGUCUCAAAUGGACGGUGCUAUUUUAGUGGUUGCCGCUACGGACGGUUCGAUGCCCCAAACGCGUGAACACUUGUUAUUGAUUAAACAGGUUGGUGUUAAACAUGUUGUAGUGUACAUUAAUAAAGCCGACAUCAUCGAUAAUGAAGUUAUUGAACUAGUUGAGCUUGAGAUACGAGAAUUGCUUACCGACUUUGGUUUUAAUGGUCAUGAAAUUCCAUGCAUUGUAGGUUCUGCUCUUCUCGCACUGAAAGGCAAUACAUCUGAAUUCGGAGAACAAUCUGUACGGAAGCUUUUGGAUGCUGUCGAUUCCUAUAUACCAACCCCAGAACGAGACUUUACGUCUCCGUUUUUCUUACCCAUUGAUAAUUUUUUACUUGUACCUGGUCGAGGGUUAGUCGUCAUUGGCACCAUAAAAAAAGGAACGGUAAAAAAAAAUGAUAAAAUUGAUUUGCUAGGAUUUGAUGAAAAAAUAACUACAUCUAUUGGUGAUAUUCAAAUAUUCAAAACAUCUGUACCAUACGCCAAAGCAGGUGAAAAUGUUGGUAUACUGUUGAGAGGCAUAAAACCUAAAUCACUCCGUAAGGAGGGUGGACGAUCAAAACCAAUUAUGUCUAACUAUCAACAACAGUUAUUUAGUCAUACAUGGAAUAUUGUUUGCAGAAUUGAUUUGGAUCCAGCAGUGCCCAUGAUAAUGCCUGGAGAACAUGGUGAUGUAAAAAUCAUACUGUUAAAUAAAAUGAUUAUGGAUAUUGGACAACCAUUUACUAUUCGAGAAAACGAAAGGACCGUAGCUACUGGUAUUAUUACUAAAUUUUUGUCAAAUGUUAUUGUAACUAAAAAUAAUUUAAGUAAAGUAAAUUUUGAGCAAAAAAUUUCUGAAAAUAGUUAA